Molecule: messenger RNA, 1119 nt
Organism: Miscanthus lutarioriparius
Lineage: Eukaryota; Viridiplantae; Streptophyta; Magnoliopsida; Poales; Poaceae
Source: the annotation of a GenBank genome assembly
AUGGAUCAGCAGCAGCAGCAAGGGCCCGACGCGGCGGCGGCCAGGCGGAUGGCCACGCUCGCCUCGCACCUGCGCCCGCACCCCGCCUCUCAACCUCAGGUGGAGGAUGUUCCCCUCCUGAGGGGAUCCAAUUGCCGUGCAAAAGGUGCGGCGCCAGGCUUCAAAGUCGCGAUCUUGGGUGCGGCAGGUGGGAUCGGGCAGCCACUCGCGCUAUUGAUGAAGAUGAACCCUCUUGUUUCGGUGCUCCAUCUAUAUGAUGUCGUCAACGCACCUGGUGUCACAGCUGACAUCAGCCACAUGAACACUGGUGCUGUGGUGCGUGGCUUCUUGGGCCAGCCACAGUUGGAAAAUGCCCUGACUGGAAUGGAUCUUGUCAUAAUUCCUGCUGGUGUCCCUCGGAAACCUGGGAUGACAAGGGAUGAUUUGUUCAACAUAAAUGCUGGAAUAGUCCGUACCCUGUGUGAAGGAAUUGCAAAAUGCUGCCCCAAUGCAAUUGUGAAUGUGAUCAGUAAUCCUGUCAACUCUACCGUUCCAAUUGCUGCUGAAGUUUUCAAGAAAGCUGGAACUUAUGACCCUAAGCGUCUUUUGGGUGUGACCACUCUUGAUGUAGUGAGAGCAAAUACUUUUGUGGGAGAGGUUCUUGGACUUGACCCCAGAGAGGUAAAUGUUCCAGUUAUCGGUGGGCAUGCAGGACUUACGAUACUACCACUCCUUUCGCAGGUGAAUCCUUCCUGCUCAUUCACCUCAGAAGAGGUUAAAUACCUCACUUCUCGCAUACAGAAUGGUGGGACAGAAGUAGUCGAGGCUAAAGCUGGAGCAGGAUCAGCAACUCUUUCAAUGGCCUAUGCAGCUGCCAAAUUUGCAGAUGCUUGCCUGAGAGGAUUGCGUGGUGAUGCUGGGAUAGUAGAGUGCUCUUAUGUAGCUUCUCAGGUCACAGAGUUGCCUUUCUUUGCAUCCAAAGUGCGGUUAGGGCGAUGUGGCAUUGAGGAGAUCCUACCACUUGGACCAUUAAAUGAGUUUGAGAGAGCUGGUCUGGAGAAGGCAAAGAAAGAGCUGGUCGAGAGUAUCCAGAAGGGUGUCUCUUCAUCAACAAGUGAGGCCAGCCAACCCAACAUAUAG